AUGACCAAUCAACAAUCAUUAACAGCAGUACAUCAUGCUAUUGUUAAAUCAAUCUUUUCUGGCGAUACACUUGUUAUUAAACAAUUAACACGUUCACCUGCGAAUGAAACUGAACAACGAAUUUCUUUAAAUUAUAUAACAGCACCAAAAUUAGCACGUCCACCAAUAGACAAUGGUGCCGUUGGAUCAUCUGUUGACGAACCAUAUGCGUUUGAAACUCGAGAAUUUUUACGUAAGAAAUUAGUUGGUCGAGAAAUAUGUUAUACAGUCGAUUUUCAAAUACCACAAAGUAAUCGUUCGAUGUGCACAGUUUAUCUAGGAAAAGAUAAAGAAACAGGUGAAAAUAUCAUUGAAUCCCUACUAUCGGAAGGUCUUGUUGACUUACGACAACAAACUGGUCAACGUGCAGCCGAUCCUAAAUAUCAACGCUUAGUGAUUAUUGAUGAACAAGCAAAAGCUAACAAACGUGGACGAUAUUCAGAUCACGUAGCUGAUGCUCACGUACGAAAUAUAAAAUGGACAUUAGACAAUCCAAAACAAUUUGUUGACGAACUCAAAUCACAACCACCAAUGGAUGCUAUUGUAGAAUUCGUACGUGAUGGAAACACAGUACGAUGUCUUCUUAUGCCAUCGUAUCAUUUGGUAACUGUACAAUUAACUGGUAUUAAAUGUCCUAUGCUAAAACGUGAAGGUAGUUCAAAUGAAACUAAUGAACCAUUUGCUGAAGAAGCUAAACAAUUUGUUGAUACACGUUUAUUACAACGUCAAGUUAAAGUUAUUUUAGAUGGAGUUAAUAAUCAAAAUUUAGUUGGAACAUUAUUACAUCCCAAUGGUAAUAUUGCAUUACAUUUAUUAAAAGAAGGUUUAGCUAAAUGUGUCGAUUGGAGUUUAACUUUAUUACAACCAGGAUGGAGAGAAAAAUAUCGUGCUACAGAAAAAUAUGCUAAAGAUAGCCGAUUAAGAAUAUGGAAAAAUUAUGUUCCACAAACAGGUUACGGAGAUAAUGAAAAUAAUGCAAGUAAUGAUAUGGGUGCAACUGCUAGCAAUGGAAAAUCGAAUGAUCCAUCGUUAAAAGGCUAUCAGGCUAAAGUAUUGGAAGUUAUGAAUGGUGAUGCUUUAACUAUACGUGAUUUACGUGAUAAUAAAAUUCGAAAAGUCUAUCUUUCAUCAGUACGUGCACCACGUGCUGCUGAUCUUCAGCAAAAAAAUGAUGAAAACAAUCCAAGUGGCACUCGUCAACAAAUCAAACGACCACUUUAUGAAAUUCCAUAUCUAUUUGAAGCACGUGAAUUAUUACGUAAACGUUUAGUUGGCAAAGCUGUACGUGUUGUUACUGAUUAUGUUCAACCGGCAAGUGAUGAUUAUCCGGAAAAAAUUUGUUGUACUGUUUAUGCUGGUAAUGUUAAUCUUGGUGAAGCUUUAAUUUCAAAAGGUUUAGCCAAAGCUGUACGACAUCGACAAGAUGAUGAAAAGCGAUCAUCUCAUUAUGAUGAUCUUCUUACUGCUGAACAACAAGCAGAAAAACGUGGUGUUGGAAUAUUUUCAAAUGGUGGUGGUCUUCAACGUAUUGUUGAUAUGACUGGUGAAUCGAAUAAAGAACGAGCUAAAGGUCUAUUAAGUGUUCUUCAACGUAACGGUCGUAUGGAAGGUGUUGUUGAAUUUGUUGCCAGUGGAUCUCGUUUUCGAGUACAUCUACUAAAGGAUAAUUGGAUUGUUUCGUUUUUGUUAUCAUCAAUCAAUUGUCCACGUGCUGAAAGACGUGUACCUGUCGGUGGAAAUCCUCAACAAACAAAAGUUGAAGCAGGUGAACCUUUCGGCGCCGAAGCUUUGACAUAUUCAAAAGAACAUUUUCUACAACGUGAUGUUUUUGUUGAAGUCGAAAGUAUGGAUCGUGGUGGUAAUUUUAUUGGUCGUUUAACAACUGUUGAUGGGAAUUCAGCGUCAUUUAUGCUUGUUCAAGCCGGUCUUGCUAAAGUUCAUGAAUCAGCAUACGGGGCACCAAAUUAUAAACAAUUAAUAGAAGCUGAAGAAAAAUGUCGUAAAGAACGUAUCGGCGUUUGGACUAAUUAUGAAGAACCAACUGCUAAAGAUGAAGAGGAAAAUGAAACUGAAAAUGUUCCUGAAGUAGAAGAGCCUGUGUUAGGAGCAGGUGUAAUCAACUUUAAUGAUUCACGCUUUCGUCGCGUUGUUGUUACUUAUGUAACACCAGAGUUAAAAGUUUACGUUCAAUAUGCUGAACAAGGAGCUAAAGUUGAACAAUUACAAACUGAUUUACGUGAAAUAUUCAGUCAAACAAAACCGGUCGGAGGACAUUCACCGAAAAAAGGCGAAUUAUUAGCUGCACGUUUUACAGCUGAUAAUGAAUGGUAUCGUGCUCGGGUUGAAAAAAUCGAAGGAAAUAAUCGUAUAUCGGUUUAUUUUAUUGAUUAUGGUAAUCGAGAAUUAAUUACUGAUUUAAGUCGUCUUACACAAUUACCACCAGGUUUUUCACAAUUACCAGGUCAAGCACAUGAAUGCGAUUUAGCUUAUGUUCGAGCCCCACCCGAUGAAGAUGAUCGUCAAUUCGCUAAAAAUGCAUUACUCGAAGAUAUAGACAACCAAGAAUGUAUAAUCAAAGUUGAAUAUCGCCAAAAUAAUUCUGAACAUGUAUCACUCUAUCGUGCUAUUACAAAAGAAAACCUCGUGAAAACUCUAGUUGAUCAAGGUCUUAUUGUUGUUAUUCAAGGUCGUGGUAAUCGUCAAUUACGUUUAACACCUUUAUAUGAUGAAUUGCUUCAAGCACAAGCAAAAGCAAAAUCUUCACGUAUUGGCCUCUGGCAAUAUUCGGACCAAAUUGAAGACGAUGCAACUGAAUUCGGUUUCAGUGGACGUAAAUAA
Molecule: messenger RNA, 2877 nt
Organism: Rotaria socialis
Lineage: Eukaryota; Metazoa; Rotifera; Eurotatoria; Philodinida; Philodinidae
Source: the annotation of a GenBank genome assembly